AUGCGCGCGAUCUUCUCCGCGGUGCACGACCGCCCCGCGGAGGGGGGGAGGGCGGAUCCGAUGAGCCCCUCGCCCGACGACGCCAAGGCGACGCGACGCCUCAUCGCGUCGGCGGGGCUCCCCCUCAGCGUCCGCUCCCUCGUCGAUUACCUCCGCGAGGGGCAGCCGCAAGGGGGGGGGGAUCCCCGCCCGAUCCGUGAGUUCCCCCCGGCCUCGAUGACCUACACCGCGAGCAGCACCAGCGCCCUCACCGGAGGAGGGGGGUGGAAUGUGCAGUCCGACAGCCCCCCAAUCGCGCCCUUCGCCAUCCACAGCCCCUCCCACCCCGAUCCCGGCGGGAUCUUCACGGAGGGCCGGCCAAACGGCGGGGAAGGCGUCGACGGCCUCCCGCUGCGGCCGCUCCCUCUUCUCACGGCGAAUGGCGCCCCAAACGGCCGGCUGCGGGGCGAGGGCGAGAUCCUCAGCAAUCUGCUGCACUUCCAUGCGAGCUACUUCCCACCCCCACCGCCGCCGCGCGUGCCGGCGUCCUCCCGUCGUUCCCGCGCCGCGCUGUGGUAUCAUUACGCGAGUAAGUGGGAUAUCACGCACCGCCUGCCGCCGCCGCCGCACAGCCCGCUUCAGGAGAUGGAGAUGGAGUACCGGAUGCAGCUGCCGGAGCUCACCCGGGUACCCUACAACGACGAGGACUGGCUGCGCAUGUGCGAGAGGUGGUUUGACGUCCUGCAGGGGUUGUUUGACUACCCGGAGGACGGCGCGGGGACCGCGACGAGGGUCCAGACGAUCCUUAACAAUACCGUCACGCUGUAG
This is a messenger RNA of Phytomonas sp. EM1, 807 nucleotides long. Lineage: Eukaryota; Euglenozoa; Kinetoplastea; Trypanosomatida; Trypanosomatidae. The record is from the annotation of a GenBank genome assembly.